AUUAGGAUCCCGCUUCUUUCUUUCGCCUCGAUUCAAACUCCAGUGGAGAGAGACCGAGCGAGCGAUGGCUAGGGUUUUUGGUGCGUGCCGGGUGCUUAUGGCGGCGAAGGCUGCUUCGUCGCCGAAUGCUGCCUCGUCGGCGAAGGAGGGCACAGGUAAGCUGAAGACCUCCGGCAUCCUCAAGCCCCUGCCAGUCACCCAGGCCAUGAAGGAGUUCGUCGGUGCCUCCGAGAUCUCUCGGCCUGAUGUUGUCAAGAAGAUCUGGGAACACAUCAAGGCCAACAACCUUCAGAACCCAGCAAACAAGAGGGAAAUUCAGUGCGACAAGAAGCUAAAGACUAUUUUUCAGGGCAGAGACAAAAUUGGGAUGCUGGAGAUGGCCAAACUGAUUACCCCUCAUUUCCUCAAACCAAACUGAUACUGGUUGCUCUGGUGAAAUCUGUUGUUUUCCUUCCUGUUAGUUUGGGUCACUAAUAGUUAGGAGUUUGUUUAGAAUGUUGGAGACUAGUCCUUAUUGUUAUGGUAGUAGGAUUGAACUUUUCUGCAGUUUGGUUUUCCAGUGGUCUGACUCCAUGCAAAGCUUCGUUUUGGUUCGCAUGUGAAGUCAGUUUAUGAUGAUUGUUGGCUAGUUAUAAAGACAACUUGCAAGCUUAUCCAACUUUGUGUUUAGUUGAUGAAUUCAACUGAUAUUGCAGCAAUA
Messenger RNA from Zingiber officinale, 700 nucleotides. RefSeq names its product upstream activation factor subunit spp27-like. NCBI's taxonomy places the organism in Eukaryota, Viridiplantae, Streptophyta, Magnoliopsida, Zingiberales, Zingiberaceae. Bases 65 to 418 code for a protein of 117 amino acids. The record is from RefSeq and is a predicted model, not a curated record. The transcript is spliced from 2 exons. Gene Ontology annotation, cellular component: nucleus.